GCGAAAUAUAGGCAGCCCUUGAAUCGUGCUGCCUGAACUGCGAAGCAUCUGAUGAUGAAGCGCGACUUGUCGCAGUCACUCGCCGCAGUCCGUUUCGCGAAUUGCUUUCCCAGCCCGUCUCAGUCUUGGCUCAAGCAGCCACCAAAUUGAACUUGACUUCGAACUCGACUCGUUCAACUGAACUUGACCCGAAAAGUGGAACUGGUCGCAGCACCAGACGAGACGCUGCCUCGACUGGGAUUCUCUCUGCCGCAAUGGGCACUCCUCGGUUCGCUUGACCCCGUACUAGGUGGCCAUCAUCUAGAGACUCUAGGGACGUUGCUAACAGAACACGAUCCCGUCUCAACACGUCUUCACCCGCCACAAACCAUGCCUUUUGUCCAUCUAUAGCCCUUGAAGGCCUUGCCACAACAGUAUGUUCCAUCGCAGCAUGAAGUCAGGAGAUGGCGGCCACUCUCGCGAUCGAUUCUUCCACUUUCUACGAGAAACAAAGGAGAACGCUCGAAUCGGAUGACGAUCUCCUCAAUCACAACCUUUGGGCGCUAAACUGGUAGGAACUGAUGACUGAUGGCACUGCAUAAGAAGCCUUUUAGCAUCGAGCGCACCUCUGCGUCCUAUUGCCGGUAAGAGUAAGGUGACCAAACUGUUGCGUCGACAUACUGUGAUGAUGCUCGUGGAUGGCCAGCUAUUAGGGCCAGCCCUGGACUGACCUCCACUGUUGACCAGCACGAGUCGACUAUUCUGAUCGACUGGCGGCACCAUUACUCGUUUCCGAAGUCCCAGACUCUAUUUCUGCCGGGAUGUGCACCCCAUGUUUUUCGGUCGUCGUUCUGUGGCUUUUCCAGGUGAAUUUAGCCGCCCACAGCCUUCGGCGCUUGUCGAACCACCUCCUGUCCAGUCAUAUCUCGGCCAUACAAGCCCUAAAGCACGCCGCAGCUAGUUCCAAGACGGAUCUAUGGCCUAACCUUUCACCUUGGAGGAUAUUUAUUGCCAGCUGUCGAUACGCUGGUGGGGAUUGCCGAUGGCUUCGAGUCUACAAUGCCCUCGUCUUCAAAGCGAGGUCCCAGUGGGGACGUUGACCAGAUAUCCUGCAGGUCAAUGGGAACGAAACUGGCAAUUCAGUUCGCACAGGUAUUUAAAGAUUAAUCCUUGCUGGAUAGAACCCCAACAUCCACGACGAGUACAAUGUUGGGUGCCGAUCCGGGAUGGUGUCUUCGGGUGGUUGCAGUCGGCUCGAGCAGUCGGCCACGGAGUAAGCCUUGAGCGCUGACUCUCUUCCUUGUCUUCGCAUGGCCAAUAUCCGACAUGCCGCACUGCGAUGUAGACACCCUUAACCUCUAAUGCAAGCCACACGCAGCCGUAUCAGCGGCUAUUCAUCCUCUUGCGGGGCCCGGGACAUCCUAGGUCGUCCAGAAAGCCACGGGCCAUGCCGAUAGUUUGGGCACGGCAAGGCCUGCAGCAGGUCGAGCUCUAGCAGAGCCAGAAUUAAAACUGCCUUCGCGGUUCGACAAGGCAUAGCAGUCCGGGGCUACAAUAGCACCUGCUAUGGUAGCACUUUAUGGUUUUAUGAUAUUUCAGGCACAGGAGACGAAACGACAUUCUGAGAGUACGCUCAUAUGUUGUCGCAAGCUCUCGCGGUUCGGAACCAUUGCAACUUCAGAUUUAAGGUCGUCAUCCUGUCCUGAGCCAGAUUCACUCUGCACGAUCAUCUCCUUCCUUAUUGACAUAUGUUUUCACUCGCAUUAACAUCGCCGAUCAUGCUAUCACCUCCUCGUCUGCCUCCCUCGCGGUCUUCAUCGCAGUGUCAACGGGUCCAAAAGAGCUUGAACUCGUCAAGAAGGGACAAGUUCCGACAAGGAAAGCUGAUACGGUGCUGGACGGACGAAGAGGAAUCUUACCUUUUUCGGAGUCGGAACCAGAAGCUCCCCUACAAGCACAUUGCCCAUCACCUCGACAAGUCCGAGCUAGCAUGUCGGCUUCAUUACCACCACAUGGUGGUGGGUCGGAAGGGUCAUCACGCCGACGAUUCAGAAGAUGAUGCCUCUGAGGCAGGCUCCGCCUCGUCUCCGAGAAACAGACCACCCGAAAACGGACGAGGAACUGGAACAAGCUGUCAAGGUCCUCAUCUGCCUCUGGAGCCUGCUCAGCCCGUGCCAGGUACCCAACCGUGCACCUUGCCAAGCUUCGACACCUUCAUCCGUGACACUUUCCACCGAAGGAGUGUCUCGAUGCCAGAAUCUGUCAACUCCGACGAGAGCAUAGCAUGGAACGUGCCCUCCCGAACGGAGACAUAUCCCAAGGUCAACAUGAGAUCAUACAGAAGACUUUCUGGAACGUGGUCACAAGGGGUUAUGGAUGUGCCUUCACCGACCUUGAAGGAGGAUGCCACUAAAGCACAGAGGUCGGGGGAUGUCUAUGCGGGAAAAGCCAGAUCAAUGGGUGAAGAUGCCAUACCUGGCGAACCAAGAGACGUACGGCUAUAGCCACAUACCUUUACAUCAGUUCCAUCAGUUCCAUGUAUCUCAAUUUGAGGGGAGGCUUUGGAUUUCGGUGGCUACCAUUGAUGCACACUGGUAAUAUGCUCCAUGUCCACCACCACGUCUAACGCGCCGGUGGGCUGAUUACAGAUACGCACGAAUUCCUUUUGUCAGGCGGCAUUGUUGACGCCCGUUACGGUUGAUAUUGCAAUCUUCACUUCAAUGCAUUUACGGCAGCAUGUAUGAUGUUUCUUUUGGUUUGGGGCCGAGAUGUACGGGUACCUUGCCGGCCUUGCACAAGGUGUUUUUGUCCAUCAUGUGCGCGGAACCCCAUGCCUGACAGGGGGCUGUCCAGAAGCCGCAGGUCGUCGAGGUCAGCUCAGAGAUUUACCUGGGCAGAGCAUACGAAGUGGAGCAGUCUCACGGCCGUUACUAGAGCGAGAGAAUAACACUGUGAACCACAUGCGGAAGCACAUUCGACGAUGGGUGGCUAGGCAGUAGGCCACGGUAUCGCCCUGUUGGGCUACAAUAUUCAUCAGGAUAGAACAAAGGCCGAGGGCAUCGGCCUUGCGAUCAGUACCCGAGUUAGGGAACAACGUGAUCACAGGCAGCGGUCAACUGUAAGGCGCCUGCUGCAGUUGAUCGAGUCACAGCAGAGGUCCGCAUCCAGGACACCAAUCUGAUGGAAUCAUCUCGAAAUCCCAGGCGUCGUUUGUAGGGCGUGUUUGUCUUCAUUGCUCUACCGACAGUGAUUCUCAGGCUGUGGUGCCAAAUUUAUCCUGGCACGGACGAACUCGGGCGUAUGCAUGGGGAUUAUAAUUAAUGCCGGUCACCUCGAGCCUGGCUUAUUAACGGGCUGCGCAGCCUGCAAAGCUGCUACUGUACCUACUACCUGGGGGCAGUAUGGUAGGUAAGCGCCUGCUCCCCG
This is a messenger RNA of Exophiala dermatitidis NIH/UT8656, 3405 nucleotides long. RefSeq lists its product as uncharacterized. The transcript has 2 exons. The record is from RefSeq and is a predicted model, not a curated record. Lineage: Eukaryota; Fungi; Ascomycota; Eurotiomycetes; Chaetothyriales; Herpotrichiellaceae. The coding region runs from base 1728 to 2483 and encodes 251 amino acids.